Molossus molossus (Pallas's mastiff bat) is the source of this 2011-nucleotide messenger RNA. RefSeq names its product solute carrier family 35 member B2 (gene SLC35B2). Gene Ontology annotation, molecular function: 3'-phosphoadenosine 5'-phosphosulfate transmembrane transporter activity. The record is from RefSeq and is a predicted model, not a curated record. The coding region runs from base 112 to 1410 and encodes 432 amino acids. The transcript is spliced from 4 exons. Lineage: Eukaryota; Metazoa; Chordata; Mammalia; Chiroptera; Molossidae. Gene Ontology annotation, biological process: transmembrane transport. Gene Ontology annotation, cellular component: Golgi membrane; endoplasmic reticulum membrane.
GCUAGCCGCUGGCUCGCUGGCAGCGUCUGGAGGCGACGGCGGGAGCGGAGGGACCGCGCGGCCCGGGGUCUCGCAUUCCCCGGCCCCCCUCCGCCCCACUCGGCCCGGACCAUGGUUGCCAGGUGGUGGGCAGUGGUGGUGCUGGUUGCGCUCCCUUCCCUGGGGGCAGGUGGGGAGACCCCCGAAGCCCCUCCGGAGUCCUGGACUCAGCAAUGGUUCUUCCGCUUUUUGGUGAAUGCUGCCGGCUAUGCCAGCUUUAUGGUACCUGGCUACCUGCUGGUGCAGUACUUCAGGCGGAGGAACUACCUGGAGACAGGCAGGGGCCUCUGCUUCCCUCUGGUGAAAACUUGUGUAUUUGGCAAUGAGCCCAAGGCCUCCGAUGAGGUUCCCCUGGCUCCCCGGACAGAGGCUGCAGACACCACUCCUACUUGGCAGGCCCUGAAGCUGCUCUUCUGUGCGGCAGGACUCCAGGUGUGUUACCUGACUUGGGGAGUGCUACAGGAAAGAGUGAUGACCCGCAGCUAUGGGGCCACAGCCACAUGGGCAGGUGAGCGCUUCACAGACUCUCAGUUCCUGGUGCUAAUGAACCGAGUGCUGGCACUGGUCGUGGCAGGCCUCUACUGCCUCUUCUGCAAACAGCCCCGACAUGGGGCACCCAUGUACCGGUACUCCUUUGCCAGCCUGUCAAAUGUGCUUAGCAGUUGGUGCCAAUAUGAAGCUCUCAAGUUUGUCAGCUUCCCCACCCAGGUGCUGGCCAAGGCCUCUAAGGUGAUCCCUGUCAUGCUGAUGGGAAAGUUGGUGUCUCGGCGCAGCUACGAACAAUGGGAAUACCUGACAGCUGGCCUCAUCUCCAUUGGGGUCAGCAUGUUUCUGCUGUCCAGCGGAUCAGAGCCCCGAAGCUCUCCGGCCACCACACUCUCGGGCCUGAUCCUGUUGGCAGGUUACAUUGCCUUUGACAGCUUCACCUCAAACUGGCAGGAUGCCCUGUUUGCCUAUAAGAUGUCAUCAGUGCAGAUGAUGUUUGGGGUCAACCUCUUCUCCUGCCUCUUCACAGUGGGCUCCCUGCUAGAGCAAGGAACCCUUCUGGAGGGGACCCGCUUCAUGGGGAGACACAGUGAGUUUGCUGCACAUGCCCUGCUGCUCUCAGUCUGCUCUGCAUGUGGCCAGCUCUUCAUCUUCUACACCAUUGGACAGUUUGGGGCUGCAGUCUUCACCAUCAUCAUGACCCUCCGUCAGGCCUUUGCCAUUCUCCUUUCCUGCCUCCUCUAUGGCCACACCUUAACUGUGGUUGGGGCACUGGGGGCAGCUGUGGUCUUUGUUGCCCUCCUGCUCCGAGUCUAUGCCCGGGGCCGCUUAAAGCAACGGGUAAAGAAGGCUGUGCCCAUCGAGUCCCCUGUGCAGAAGGUUUAAGGGACCUCAGUGGCAAAGGGAACUAGGACCCUUUCACCAUACCUUACCAUACUGUUUUCCUCUCCUACUGUAACUUCUCAGAGGUGGCUGGCUUGAGGGCAAAAUGCAGGUGUUUUCUCAGUAUCACAAACUAACUCUGGUUAGGGGUAGGGAGGCCAGGAGGCAGCCUUCCCCUUUUGCCUUAAGUCACCAGUCCUCUAAUAGGCAGGAUUCUUGAGCCCCAGGGUAGAGGACAGUCCUCAGUAUGGAGAUGGGGGUAUCUUCCAGAGCCUCUUGCCCCUCAAAUUCCCCUAUGUCAUACCCUAUUGGCUCUGCCACCAACCUCACCUGUGCUUGUCCCCUGCCCAGACUAGCCACUUUUAUAGACCCCCUUCCAGAGAAAUGCUUUUCUUACUCUGGUGAUUUUAAGUGGAAUGCUGCUUUCCUAGGAUAAAUGGAAGACGGUGCUGUGCUAGGGGAGGGGGAUGGGAAAGCCCGGCCCAGCAACACCACCCUCUAUGCUCCUGGAUCCCUAGGCUCUACUCCGUGAGCCAGUUGCAGGUUUUGGUACUUUGGAAAUGUAACUUUCUGCUCUCAUAAUUUUUAUUUUUAUUAAAUUAAA